Lucilia cuprina (Australian sheep blowfly) is the source of this 1447-nucleotide messenger RNA. RefSeq lists its product as uncharacterized. NCBI's taxonomy places the organism in Eukaryota, Metazoa, Arthropoda, Insecta, Diptera, Calliphoridae. The transcript has 5 exons. The coding region runs from base 1031 to 1447 and encodes 138 amino acids. The record is from RefSeq and is a predicted model, not a curated record.
GAACCUACAUUAAAAGGUUUAGUUAUUUAGUGUUUAAAACUUGUUGCUAUUGUUAAAUUACCAUAGAUAAAGGAUCUGUUUUCCAAAUUUUGUAUUUGUUUUUUGCUGUAUCUUCAAUAGGUUUUCUUUUGGAACAUGUUGGUUUUUCGAUGUCCAUAUCAAAUAUGUAUUUGUUUACAAUUAAACAGCUGAUGUUUAUGCGUGUUACUAAUGAUUGUUAUAAAAAUUCCGCUUAACUAACAACCACCAAAUGUUUAAUGAUAAUCUGAGAGCAUUAAGGAAUACUGAUAAUUAUCAACAAAAAUCACAUUAUUUUUAUCAGUAAAAAUUCUCAUUUGCAAGUUAAUUAGUGGACGCGCGUUUUAUUGCAUAUGUAUAUAAAAAUUGCGAGAAAUAGGUAAAGAAAUCCUACAUAAAAAUUUGUCAAUGAAAAAUCCAUUUAUGUAGCGAAAGGUACCAAUUUUUUUAUAUUUUUAACCUUUUAUUUUAUUACACUUGCACGUGUGCCCAUAAAUAUUUUAAAAAGUAGGUAGAAUUGCAAGAAUUUUGCUCACACGUGCACUUUUGAACAUUUAAAAAAUAAUUCUCCGAAACAUGCUUUUUAUAGUUAUUAUUUUCUUGCGUGUAAAAAUCGCGAAAACCACUACCUGUUAUUGGAAAUUUUACAAAUUGUUUGUUUUGUUGUUAUCCUUAUUUAUUUUCUUAAUAAUUGACAAAAUUAGGUAAAAAUCAAUUUCAAUCUAUGGAGCUCUUUGUUCAAAGGAAAAUAAUCCUUAAUAAUUAUGUACAUUCAUUGUCAUUCAUAUUCAGUAUACAAUUGAUCAGCCAACAAAAUACAUCCAUUUACCCGCUUCUUUCAAUUGCUUAUAUACGAAAAUAAAUUAGCAACAUUGUUAAUCUAUCCACGCAAUAUUAAAAAUAAUAAAAUAACACAAUGCCAAAAGUUUUAAAAACUAAAGAAAGCAAACGUUUGUUGCAAAAACAAACAAACUAGUGAAGAAGGAAAACGCAACAUCAUCUAUUUACAUAUAUGGAGAAAACAACCAAUAGUGCACAAGAAUUGCGCAAUAAAUUAAAAGAACUACAACAAAAAUUGGAAAAAAUAACAGCGCAGAAAGAAACCAAAACACGAAUAAGUGAAGAAAACUCUGUGGGAUCUUACGAUGCUGAAAAUGAUGAACAACCUGUUGUGUCGAGGCUAAACAAAAUAACAAAUCCAAAUGAAAGUGAAGUGAUUAUUUCUCCAAUUGAAGCUAAUCCUCCAAUUGAAAAGGGUUCCACCCAGCUGUAUGGAAAAAAUUAUGAAGAAGAUAUGGUUCACUUAAAAGACAACAUUUAUUGUCGGAAAAUUGUUUAUGACAGUGCAUUAGGAUCAUCUUUCAAGGCAUCUCAUAUUUCAUAUUUUCUUACAGUGAAUACCAGCUAUAACACCAAAUUUCUAGGCUAA